Molecule: messenger RNA, 1476 nt
Organism: Gloeophyllum trabeum ATCC 11539
Lineage: Eukaryota; Fungi; Basidiomycota; Agaricomycetes; Gloeophyllales; Gloeophyllaceae
Exons: 7
Coding region: 1-1476 (491 amino acids)
Biological process (GO): NAD+ metabolic process; L-tryptophan catabolic process; quinolinate biosynthetic process
Cellular component (GO): mitochondrial outer membrane
Molecular function (GO): FAD binding; NAD(P)H oxidase H2O2-forming activity; kynurenine 3-monooxygenase activity
Source: RefSeq, a predicted model, not a curated record
AUGGCCAUGGCACGCAUGGGCUGGGACGUCGACAUUUACGACGGCCGUCCGGACCUCCGCUUGCCUUCGUCCAAGGCAGCGACCCAACAACGCUCCAUUAAUUUGGCUAUAUCUUCGCGCGGAAUUUCUGCGAUUCAAGCGAUCGACCCCGCUGCGUCAGACCGCUUCCUCCAAACGGUCAUUCCCAUGCGCGGUCGCAUGAUACAUGACACACGGGGGAAGACAUACAGCCAAUUAUACGAUAGGUACGGCCAGUGUAUUAAUUCGAUUGACCGCGCCCUUCUCAACGAGGGUCUCCUGGACGAAGUUUCCGCCGUCCCGAAUAUCCGUAUUUUCUUCAAGCAUAAAGUCAUAGCGGUCGAUUUUGAAGAAGGUGCAAUGACUGUUCAAGACAUUGACUCGGGCAUAAAUCAUCAGGUCCAGUUUGAUUUCUGCAUCGGGGCCGAUGGCAGUUACUCCGUGGUCCGGCGCCAGCUCAUGAGAGUUGUCCGCAUGGAUUAUCAGCAAGAGUACAUUCCGCACGAAUAUAUCGAACUCAAAAUGCCAGCAGGACAAGACGACUCGGGGAAGCCAACGUUUUUAUUGGAACCAAAUCAUCUUCACAUAUGGCCUCGCCAUUCAUUCAUGCUCAUCGCCCUUCCAAACAAGGAUAGAACGUUCACUUGCACCCUAUUUGCUCCUACCACGGAGCUAGAUCGUCUGCGCGACAAGCCCGCUAUCCUGGAGUGGUUUAAUGAAUAUUUUCCAGACGCUGUCAAGCUGAUUGGGCAGGGAACUCUGCUAGCAGAUUUCCAACGCAACCCUCGUAGCCCUCUCAUGUCCAUCAAGGCCAAACCAUAUCAUUACAAGGAUCGCGUCGUUAUUCUUGGCGAUGCCGCCCACUCUAUGGUACCUUUCUAUGGCCAGGGCCUCAAUUGUGGCUUAGAAGACGUCCGAGUUCUCGAUUUACUCAUGCGCGGUGAAGCCGUGGACCCUAACUUGCGGGAGAACCAUCGGGCAGACGCGGCCAUCCAGGGCGCCCCCGAGGAGAAGACAAGGAGGAUUGACGAAGCUUUGGCCAGGGCCCUUCAACGAUAUUCCGACACGAGGCACGAGGACCUUUUGGCUAUCUGCCAGCUCGCCAUGGAUAACUACGUGGAGAUGCGACACUCCGUGACGACGCCGACCUAUCUAUUCCGCAAAGCACUGGACAAUAUCCUGUAUCUGGCGACGGCCCGCAAGCCGCCUGCAGCUUGGGACGAGAUUCUCUCUGACCCUGCUUCCCCCUUCCCGGCAGGCGAGGUCCGCAGCGAAUGGCUUCCGCUGUAUACCAUGGUGACCUUUCGUCCCGACAUCAGUUACGCCGUGGCGAAAAGGAAAGCCGAAAGACAGUCUCGUAUUUUACUCGGUGUGGGAUGGUGUGCGACAGCGGUGACUGGAUUUGCUUGCAUAGGCAUUGGGCUGAUGCACUUCAACAAAGUAUACCGACGAAUGUGA